AACACGGUCAGCAGUCACGUAUACUGAGUGCUUAUGGAUGGAUAUUUUUCUCACCGUCCUAAGGAGAAAACGAGGACAGACAGCAACAAUGAAAACUCAGUGCCAAAAGACUUUGAAAAUGUUGAUAACAGUAACUUUGCCCCAAGGACUCAGAGACAGAAGCACCAGCCAGACCUGGGAAAGAAGUCACUGAGUAAGCAGAAGGAACAUUUGAAGAAGAAACUAGAGCAGGAGGAAAAAGUAAAGGAGAAUUCACUCCUGGGAAAAAGCUCUAAUGAAGCUAUGCAGUAUAGCAAUCAAGCUGCCCAGAACAGCAGUGCUGCCAAGGCAAGCCCUAAGUCCUCCAAGCAACCCCAUACCAGGAAGAAUGGGGCCAGCUCCCCUGAACUCAAGUAUGACCAGCUGCCAAGGUGCGACAUCUCUGGCAAGGAGGCCAUCUCGGCUCUGUCCCGGUCUAAGUCCAAGCAGUGUCGCCAGGAGAUUGCUGAGAUAUAUUGCCAACACAAGGUGGGGAAGCUAAUGCCAGAGAAAGUGACCCGCUUCUGUCCCCUCGAAGGCAAAGCCAACAACAAUGUGCGGUGGGAUGAGGAUUCCGUGGAGUACAUGCCUGCCAACCCUGUCAGGAUCGCCUUUGUCUUAGUGGUACACGGCCGCGCAUCUCGGCAGCUCCAGCGCAUGUUUAAGGCUAUUUACCAUAAGGACCAUUUUUAUUAUAUCCACGUUGACAAGAGGUCCAAUUAUCUGCAUCGACAAGUGCUCCAGUUUGCUGGACAGUACCAAAAUGUGCGUGUGACCUCGUGGAGAAUGGCCACCAUCUGGGGAGGUGCCAGUCUUUUAUCCACCUACCUCCAGAGCAUGCGGGACUUGAUGGAGAUGACAGACUGGCCAUGGGACUUCUUCAUUAACCUCAGUGCUGCUGACUAUCCCAUCAGAACGAAUGAUCAGUUGGUGGCAUUUCUCUCUCGAUACCGGGACAUGAACUUCUUGAAAUCACAUGGCCGAGACAAUGCAAGGUUUAUUCGGAAACAGGGACUGGAUCGCCUCUUCUUAGAGUGUGACACUCACAUGUGGCGCUUGGGUGACCGGAAGAUCCCUGAAGGCAUCACAGUGGACGGAGGCUCUGAUUGGUUCCUGCUGAACCGAAAGUUUGUGGAAUACGUGACCUUCUCCAACGACGACCUGGUGACCAAGAUGAAGCAGUUCUACUCUUACACCUUGCUUCCUGCCGAGUCCUUCUUCCACACCGUCCUGGAAAACAGCCCCCACUGUGACACCAUGGUGGACAACAAUCUCCGCAUCACCAACUGGAACCGGAAGCUGGGCUGCAAAUGCCAGUACAAGCACAUUGUGGACUGGUGUGGCUGUUCCCCCAAUGACUUCAAGCCAGCCGAUUUCCACCGCUUCCAGCAAACUGCCCGACCGACGUUCUUUGCACGUAAAUUUGAGGCUGCGGUGAAUCAAGAAAUAAUUGGCCAGCUGGACUAUUACCUUUAUGGGAACUAUCCCUCAGGCACCCCAGGUCUGAGGUCCUACUGGGAGAAUGUUUAUGAUGAGCCUGAUGGGAUCCACAGCAUCAGCGACGUGGUGCUAACCAUGUACCACUCCUUCACCCGCCUGGGUCUCCGGAGAGCUGAGACAUCCUUACACACCAACGGUGGCGAGAAUAGCUGCAGGUACUAUCCAAUGGGUCACCCAGUAUCUGUUCAUCUAUACUUCCUUGCUGACCGUUUCCAAGGCUUCCUAAUCAAACACCAUGCAACAAAUCUCGCUGUGAGCAAACUAGAGACCCUGGAAACAUGGGUAAUGCCAAAGAAAGUCUUUAAGAUUGCCAACCCACCCAGUGAUUUCGGGAGACUUCAGUUUUCUGAGAUUGGCACUGACUGGGAUGCCAAGGAGAGGAUAUUCCGCAACUUUGGAGGACUCCUUGGGCCAAUGGAUGAACCAGUAGGGAUGCAGAAAUGGGGGAAGGGGCCCAAUGUGACAGUGACUGUCAUUUGGGUCGAUCCUGUCAAUGUCAUUGCAGCCACCUAUGACAUCUUGAUUGAGUCCAGUGCUGAGUUCACACAUUACAAACCACCUUUGAACUUGCCCCUUCGGCCUGGAGUUUGGACUGUCAAAAUUCUGCAUCACUGGGUGCCAGUUGCUGAAACCAAAUUCCUUGUCACUCCUCUGACCUUCUCUAAUAAGCAGCCUAUUAAGCCCGAUGAGUCCUUGAAGCUGCACAAUGGACCUCCUCAUAAUGCCUACAUGGAACAGAGCUUUCAGGGCCUGAACCCAGUCCUCAAUAUCCCUAUCAACCUGGCCCACGUGGAGCAGGCGCGGAGGAAUGCAGCCGCCACUGGCCCAAAGUUGGAGAGCUGGGUGGACUCGUUAGUUGGAGGAGUCUGGUCUGCAGUGGAUAUCUGUGCCAUCGGGCCCACCGCCUGCCCCGUCAUGCAAACAUGCAGCCAAACUUCCUGGAGUACCUUGAGCCCAGACCCCAAGUCUGAGCUGGGGGCCGUCAAACCCGAUGGUCGGCUGAGGUAGCAUCUGGUCGUGUUAUAGGAUUUAAAAGGGAAUUUCACCCUGAGUAUAUGGGAUUGAUUCUGACACCUCUCUCACCCUCUCCCAACCAGUAGUUCCCAGGUGGGAACUUUCAUAUUCACAGUCAGUUUGAGGUCUAGGAUUUAAGAACCAAAGUUGGAGCCUGGCAUUGUUCUCCCUGCAAAUACGCUCGGGAGAUUGGUAAAUUGCCCCACACUGGUCCCAAGAGGCAGUCUUACAUUUUUUUUUUCCAUUUGCUUCUUUAAAGCUCUUCCCUUUGGCCAGAUAUCUAGAUAGACCAUGGGCUCAGUCUUUUGUCUGGUCCCAAAGGACUGUGGGAAUUCACAGUAGCUGAUAAAAACGUUCACUCCUCUGUCAACCAAAAAGCCCUUAUCGAUGUUCAUUAAAUCCAUCAGCAUCACCCAGAACGCUUAGUGGAAAGAAAAGCCCAAAGUGAUUUCCCAGAGGUUGAGGGUUCUCUACCACCCAUUUAAUAGAUGGGCUAUUUUUCUUUAUAGCUCAGGCAGGAAAUGAUACUUAUCAUAUUCACUUUACAAUGAUGGCCACACUUCCAUACAAGUGUAGCAGGUACUUGGUGCAUUUCAGGGUGAAAAUGCUAGGGUUUCAAUCCUGUUAGCCAUCUCUGGCCAUAGGCAGAUGGAUGGCAGGGGUUCAGUUACCUCACACAGUCUCUCAGAUGUUUAAAGCGAUACCUGUUUGACUCUCUGAAGAAUGAGAAUUUGACAUAUGCAACUUGUAUGAGAUGGAUGAGACACUGGACAGAGCCAAGUCAGAACAAUGCCAGACACCUGCAGGGGUUCUCCCAUUUCCAAGGCCAAACCUUGCCAGGUGCAUGAUCGGUGCUGGUUACGAGUGACCAAAUUGCAUGACCUAAACUUUUUGACCCAGAAUAUUUUGGGAGCUCUUUUCCAACCAGGUUUUUAAAGAGAUCUCUUUUCUUACAUGCGCUGCCAACUGGAGUAUCUUACAUAGGUCCUAAAGAUAAGAUUGGGGUUUAGAUCUUCAUUUAUUUGGGGGUGUUUGGGGUUUUUUUUAAGUUUCUAAUUACUUGAGUUGCCAGAAAGGUCAAGGUUUUCCUUCAGUUCAACAGACUGAAUGUCCAUGACAAGCAAGGCAAGGACCCAUCCCAUUGAGUGGCCCUCCCGUUCAGACUGGAGAGGAGUAAGCCAUUAGGGUGACACCUCCAUAAUCUUCUACCACUCCCCGAGGGGUGAAAUUCCCUUUUAAAAACUGCACACUUGGUUGCAAAAAUAACCUAAUCAUGGAGCACCCAGCCCUUGUUCUGUUUCUCUCCACAGUGUUGGUUUAAAGCUAUUCAAGUUUGCUUUGGACUUGAAAUAGUGAGGUCAGCUGUGCUGAUGUUAUGUCGGAGCAUUAAAUGUUGUAUGGAGCCAGGAACGCAAACAAGGACGCAUAGAAGGAACACUUUAGAUAUUUAUUAUUUAUAUGUUUUAGUCAAUGACUAAUUAGUAGGUGCUGUUUUUUGCAGCUUGACAAUUAUGUUAUCUUACUAACUAAAGCUGCCUUUAUUCACAAAAGGCUCCCCACCCUUUCUCAGCCCCAACCUACUCCCAAGACAUAUACUCCUCAUUUCUCUUUUUCGCUGUGUUCUCAAUUUAUGACUUUGCUGGCCCAGGGGUGUUAGGAACACUUGGUGUGUUUCUACCCAUAUUGUCAGCAGGAGACAGAUUCAUUCUCUCCCAUCUCAACAGCAGGCUGAUGCCCUCCCACCUCCCCCAGGUGUUCUCUUAUCCAGCCCCUAGUGAAAACAGUAGGUCCUCCCAAUCUAAGCCCAUAGGGCUCUAGGACCUCUGUACUCUCUGUCUUGUAGCCUCUCCCCAAAGCCAGGGAGGUGCCUAGAGACUAUAAUUCUGGACUUUCCUUUCCCUUUCAACGCUUGUGUUAUGAGUCAUUCCUUUCCCCUGUCCAUUUGCUGAUGAAUAUCCUCCAACAGAUCUCACUUCCAGAGCCCAGAUUUGAAGUGAGAUGACUGAGGAAAAAGGUGUGAGAAGGUUAGUUCAUCCUAUGUGUGAGGCCAACUGGACAAAAUUUAAUUGUCUAUGUAGAUCCUGCUCGUUGGUCACUGAAACAAAAGGACUUUCAGAAACCUUAGGCUCAGUUUCACAGAAGUCCCAUGUUGCUUAUGUAUCAGUACAUAAUCAGUUGUGCAGGAGGUUAAAAACUUCAAAACCAGGAUACUUCUCUCCUCACAGUUUCUCUGCAGAAGUAUGAUAGCAAGGGCUACACUGGACAUUCUAGUUUUUAAAGCAGCAAAAAUAACAAAGCCUCUCUGUAACCUCUCUCUCAAUCAGCCAGCUCAGUGUCUGUAUUUGUAGCAGUAUUAUUUGUGGUGACUUUAGGCCUGAGCCCAAUUGUACUGGUAUGGUUGAUGUCAGCCUACAGUCACUCAGAAGUUGUAUCUACUGUGCUCAGUGACAUUUCUGACUUUGAGAAUCCUGGAAUGAGUGGAGAAACCCCAGAGUUAGUUCUGGGACAGUCUAAGCUGUGAAUUUCUUCUUCUAUGCUAACUCCCCAUCCAUCCUGCUAUAGGAGAGUAGGUUGGGAUGUAGAACACCCAUUGGGGUUUUCACAUUUGGGGACCAGAGAAUAUAUCUUUGUAGAUGUUACAUUUGGUGAAAAGGAGAGUUCUAAAGGAGAGCCCAAUUGCACCGAGACUUCAUGAUAGCAUUUUUCCAAAUGAAAACGUUCAGCCCAUUUCUCAGCCUUACCCAGAGACUGAUUUGAUUAUUUUGAGAACCCGUCGGAAAAGCCAAUUGUGGUCAUGUGCUCUUGCUUUCUGUGGAAAAGUCACAUUUCUUUGGGCACAAGGUUUUGUUUGCUUUGGGGUUGUUUGCCCUGGAAUCUGCUGUGAACUCUCAGUGCAGAACAGGGUAUCUGGGGAGUGAGAGCAAGUCCUCUGGGGGGGAUUGGUGAAGAGAUGGUUUAUCAGAUCUACAGAUAGGGUAGGGUUAGGGGUGAGGAUCGAGGGAAUCUAAGCUUGCAUCCACACCCACACACUGAUAGGUGCCCCCUUGGACAAAUUUUUACCGAUGCUCUUAGUCCACUUUAGGCAGAAGGAAACCCCCAAGCAAGUUGUGCCUUCUACCCCUGGCUUCCUAUUUUUGGACCUUUAAUCCAGAAUUCAUCCCAGUGAUCCGCAAACUUGUGGACAGAGUAGCCCCAGUCAAGGAGAAGGGAAAUAAGUUCAAGGACUCAGUGUAGCUUUUCAAAUUGUAAUGGGCCCUCCUCCAGGAGAGCAGGGCCCUAAUUGGCCAGAGAGGCAACUGAUUCAGGCUUGAGCGUUAAGGCCAACACACAAGAUGCAGGACACCAGGAAAGAGCGUGGGUAAAAGCGGCUCAGUGAGAGGAGGGGGCCCGGCCAAGCCCCACAUUGGCACAUAUUUGUGAAUUGUGAGCCAGUGGCCUUGGACACUGGCUUUGUGAUGCAAACAAGCCCUGUGGUUGUAUAGAGGCUUUUGUGAAUAAGCCCGGGAGUGCCUGGCCAAGUGGAACCCAAAAACAGUAUCUGGGGAUGCCCACCCUCUCUCCCAGACUCUGUUCCCAUGAAGGCCAAAGUAGGUUGAAAUAGAAUUAGAAUUUGGUACUCAUUGCUUUGUGAACAUUAAUUUUUAAAAAAAACAUCAUUCCCUUUGAAGAUAUAACAGUUUUAGGUUUUUGUUUUUAGUCUGGACCUGAGAUUUUAUAUGGUAUAGGAAACUGAAAGUGAAAAAACUCCUUUAUCAAAGCACAUCAGCAGCUCUUCUACAGCUUAUAGUCCUAAGAGAGUAAGUACCAAAAGGGAGCAACUUACCCAGGGUCACUUUUCCAGUAUGUGUCAGAACAGGGCUUGAACCCGAGUCCUCUUGACUCCAAGGCCGACUCCCUAUCCACCAUGGGACACGACCAUCCCCAAAUUCUCAAUGUAUUUUUCCCUUGGCUUCGUGAUGCUAGGAAAGGGACAGAUGUUGUCCUCUAAAUAGCCACCCAAAAGCAGCCACCACUUAUUCCCUGUGAACAUUUACAACUGUGCUGACUGGUAGAAGGCAGCGUCCCAUAUGAACUGUCUACCAAAGAGUCGUCAGUGUUGUCAAGAACUCCACUUAUGCUAUUCUGGCUGGCCGUAAAUCAGUCGUGUGUCCACAUUCAUAGGAAUUUGCUGCUAAACAGACAUUACAGCAUUAAAGAAAAAAAAAAUCCUUCCUUCCCUCCCAAUAUGUAGUUGAUUCUGAAUGACAAUCACCUUUGUAAAGAGAAAGUAAUAGUAGGGAGUAGCAACAAAGAAAGGAAAUAUUUGGAAAGCAGCAAAUAAUUCUUUUACUUCUUGUACACACAUUCCCACACACAUGUACGUAUGUAUAUAUGGCUGUUGUAUACAUGUAUAAGUGUGUAUAUACUAGCCAUCUUAAACACACCAUUGUGUUCAUUCCAGCAGACAGUUUCUUCUAAAGACAGAAAGGGGAAAAAAAGACAAGUGGCAUGAGAUCCCUUUCCAGCUACCAGUGCUGUUCCUUGUACUUCGUGGCCCUGGUAGGAAAUGAUUCACAAUAUGCCCCCUUCCCAAAUUAUUCCCCUGAAUGAUUUGCUCUAGCCCUUAAAUUUGGAAAUAAAGAUAAGGAAUUUGCCUGUGAUAAAUGCUGGCUGGGAGGCACUGCCUUCCUUGGAGACAUGAAGAGCUGGGUUCAGAUCCUUUCUCAGAUACCACCUAUCUGUGCCACUAAGAGCAAGUGACUUAACCUCUUAGUAUUUCUCUCUAAGACUGUGAGUUGGUGGUCUGUACCAACGAAAGGAGUUUCCAUGUCAAUGGUUUGUAAUAUGGAUGACAUCACAGGUCCAGAUCCCGUUGUACCCUCGUCCCCACCCCUGCCCCACACAAACACACAUACCAACUACACGCUAAAGUCAUUGGCUAUCUUUUUGGGAAGUGGAGCCCACCCCAGCUGUGAAGGACAGCUGUUGAACACCAGAGAUUCUCCAUUCUCCAUUCCCAACCUUCUUCUCUCAUCCACUUUUAUUGUCCUGUUAGGAGACAGAGAGUUCACAGGAUUUGAACAUCUUCAGCCUAUUGCUGCUGUAAUGUCCUACCUAGAAGCCUCCAGCCCACUUGGCUGAGGAUUUCUUAUCGUGAACAACUUUAAAAUGAAAGAAAAGCACCAAAAGUUGGCAGGACAAAAAAGAGAGGGUGCUAGACAAACUUGUAAAAUUCCCCCAGCCCCAGCAGCAGAGACUCCUAGAACAGGUUUUAUCUAGCUCAGACAUUCCAAUCUGUGGUGUCCUCCCAGUGGCAAUGGUAUUCAGGCCUUUUUUCACUUCUCCUUGGCUUGCUACUGUCCAAUAACAGCCCAGACAGUAGAAACUGGGGCUGCCCUCUUGUUCACACAUAGCUGGCUAGUCUAGCUCAAUCAUCUGUCUUUUGCUUCUGCCUCAGUUACCUUAUUUUGCCCAUGAGUUCUACCACAGGUGCUACCUCACAGUGUCUGCUAAGAAGUUUACCUGAGGGAGGGGGGAGAAAAAGGUAUCCGAAAUCUCCUUGAGCUGAAUGUACAAUCUAUGCAAAUUCUCUCUGUUUCUCACCGUCAAAUACUUCGAAGCAUUACAUAUAACCUUGCCAAACUAACAGCAAGAUCUUGUACAGGUUUCUCUGAUGACAGAGUACCAAUUUUCAGCGCGGUUAAAUGCGCCCCCGUUUGUAUAUUGUUAACGAGUUGUCUUUGGUUCUGUUGUUGCUAAGCCCCUCGAGGGAGACUGGGCCUCUGUCUGCAAUGAGUCCCUUCCUCUUGGCUGGGAAUAUUUGGAUCGCUAAUGUCUCCCCCAUUCCAUAGAGGUCUCUCUGCACCUGAAGAUCCCCCCUCCCCCUCCAAAAGGAAAGCCCUUGGCCUCCAGUCCUCUCCCCACUUCUUCAGACCACGUCAUCCUCCAUCUCACAACACAACAAAGCCUUAGGUUCCUCCUUUUUGAAAUGUGGCCUUAAAAUCAUGUUGGAAACGUGGAUGUUGUCUCACUCUUCGGAUCUCCGCCAACAUCGCAGAAUGCACCUUGAGAUUGCUGCUAUCCCUCCUACUGGGGGACCCGUCAAUUUACAGUUUCACAGAUACAAUGGAAAUUGCUUACAAAUUCAGUCUUUAAGAAAAACGACCUUCUAUUGUUCCUGUGGGCAAAAUAAAGGUUUGGAUGCUCUUCUAAACCAUAGCCAACUCUGGAAGUACUCUCUUACAGCAUAUCGUAGCUGUAAUGGGUUGACUUAAUUACCUACAAAGUGCUAACCUUGAGCUUUUCCUCUUUACCCCUUAAAGACAUGGUAACUUUAUGAACUUCACUCAAGGGUAAACCAGCAGCAUCUCUGUUGUUUAUCCUUCUGCCCUUGAAGAGUAUCAUUGGCUUGAGAAAGAUUGCACUAAACAUUCCCAGCUGAUCUUCGAGGUGCCGCCCUCUCAGUCCCUCUAGUCUCCAACCUCCUUUGUUUUGAUUCCUCACCAUCUGAUCCAGCCCAAAGACAACAGAAAAUGAGGUUUUCAUAGUAAACUCAUUGGCUUUGAAUGGAAUAGUCUUUCUAGUCCUUCCUGUCUUUUUUGUUGCUGUUAUCGUUGCGUUGUUGGGGUGUUUGUUAAUGGCCUCAUCGUGAGUUAUUACCGUCCCCUCAUUUUUCAGAGACAGGUGGUGAUAUAGUUUUAAAAAAUAACUAUUUUGUUAUAGAUCAUGAUAUGCAUAAAACUGUACAGAAAUAUUUUGUAAUCUAUUGAUUUUAAAAAAAGAGAGAACAUGUAAAUACAGUAAAGUUAAAUAAUAAUUAAAAAAAAGAAUUCCGAUGGCACACACUGAAAGAUGUAGAUAUUUUGCUAUUUAUUUAAAGGAUUAUUUUAUGAGAUACCGAACUAUCUGAAAUUGACCUACAGUAAUCCGAGUUUCCAAAAAGUCCAAAUGCUUUUUUCAUGUUGUAGAAUGUGAUCUCCAGCAAUCAUUGCACUACCCAUUUUUGCACCCUUCUGUCUUUCAUUUAGCAGAAAAACAACACAAAAUUGUGCCUUAGCUGUAUUUUCUGUCUAGGGGAGUUUGUUUUUUGUCUGACAAUGCGAGACUUUUUGCAGAAAACAGUGGAUGUAUUAAAUACUGUAUCAUACCAAAAACACCACAGGUGUAUAUAAAUGCUUUCUGUCAUACUGUGUUUUCAGAUGCAGAAUUUUAAAAUUAAAAAAAAAGGAAGUUUCUUUGCGGAA
Messenger RNA from Trichosurus vulpecula (common brushtail), 9755 nucleotides. It is a transcript of the gene XYLT1, whose product is annotated as xylosyltransferase 1. Gene Ontology annotation, cellular component: membrane. Gene Ontology annotation, molecular function: protein xylosyltransferase activity. The coding region runs from base 34 to 2526 and encodes 830 amino acids. Gene Ontology annotation, biological process: heparan sulfate proteoglycan biosynthetic process; chondroitin sulfate proteoglycan biosynthetic process. The record is from RefSeq and is a predicted model, not a curated record. Lineage: Eukaryota; Metazoa; Chordata; Mammalia; Diprotodontia; Phalangeridae. The transcript is spliced from 11 exons.